AUGAUGUGCCAUGCGUUCACCCUGCACAGAAUCGGCAAGAAGAUCGGUAGUGGAUCCGUGAGUGCCUCGCCUCCCACUCAACUCGCUCCCCCGCCCCAGAUCCAGAUCAGACCGACCUCGUCACUCACCGCCAAGUGCAGCACACUGACAUCCAUUCCCCCACUCCCACUCUUCAUUGCUGCUCCAUACUGUCGGCGUCCACGCAUGUUUAGUUCGGUGAGUUGGUCAUGCAGUGCAAUCGCUUCGGCCGUCGAUUGCGGACGGGCGGCGGAGUCGGCGGCGGGCUCGCUUCCACCUCGGAACGUCGCGUCAGCGAACUCUCCCCAAAGCGGUGGCGCCUUUGCCUCCCCGGCCGUUCGCCUUGAUUCUGGUUGUUCCCGCUAUGGCAUGAGGUGCAUCCCGGGCUUACCAUAUCCUUCAAUUGCGAUCCGUUCUUCAGGCGACAUCUAUCUUGGUGUCAACAUCAUCUCGGGCGAAGAGGUUGCCAUCAAGCUCGAGUCGGUCAAGGCGAAACACCCGCAACUCGAAUACGAGGCCAAGGUCUACAAGACCCUGGCAGGCGGCGUCGGGGUUCCGUUCGUGCGAUGGUUCGGCGUCGAAUGUGACUACAAUGCCAUGGUCCUUGACUUGCUCGGCCCCAGUCUGGAGGACUUGUUCAACUUCUGCAAUCGCAAGUUCACCCUCAAGACCGUGCUCCUGCUUGCCGAUCAGCUCGUGCGUGCCCGUUAUCUUGUGGGGCUUCGAUGUGAAGGAGGGGAGGGCACAGUACUGAUAGCAUUCGUCGGCCUCAUUCCUCCCCCGUCUCAUUACCGUCCGUGCAGAUCUCCCGCAUCGAGUACAUCCACUCUCGCAAUUUCAUACAUCGCGACAUCAAGCCCGACAACUUCCUGAUGGGUAUCGGCAAGCGAGGAAACCAGGUCAACGUCAUCGACUUUGGGCUGGCCAAGAAGUACCGCGAUACCCAGACCCAUCUUCAUAUCCCGUACCGUGAAAACAAGAAUCUUACCGGAACGGCGCGUUACACUUCGAUCAACACCCAUCUCGGAGUUGGUGAGUCGUUGCGACGAGCCACACACCAGCUAGCCGUUUGAUGAGCCGUCACUCAUCGCGCGAUGGUUCCUCAUUUGUGCAGAGCAAUCGCGUCGCGACGAUAUGGAAUCGCUCGGGUACGUUCUCAUGUACUUCCUUCGCGGCUCGCUGCCCUGGCAAGGCCUCAAGGCUGCUACCAAGAAGCAAAAAUACGAUCGAAUUAUGGAGAAGAAGAUGACGACACCGACCGAGUACUUGUGCCGUGGAUUCCCGAACGAGUUUGCCAUCUACCUCAACUACUGCCGAUCCCUGCGCUUCGAUGACAAGCCUGGUUAGUUCCGGCGACACUGCACCUGUCUCACCCUCGAGAGGCUUGCGCUGACGUUGGCAUACGCAUACCCUGGCAGACUAUUCCUACUUGCGCAAGCUCUUCCGAGACUUGUUCGUUCGCGAAGGCUUCCAAUACGAUUACGUCUUCGACUGGAGCGUCCAGCAACGAUCGGACGAGGCCAACAAGGAGGCCCAGACCCAGGCGGCGGCGCAAGCGGCCCAGCAGAAGGCUCAGGCCGCGGUCGCUGGAGGCCAGGGCCAAGCAGGUGCUCCCAAACGACGUGUUUUGCAGCCGGGAGAAGUUGGGCCUCAGGGUGAUCAGCGAAUGUGAGUGACGUUACACGCUGAAAAGGCAUUAGCCAAACUCUCGGCUCCCCCCCCCCCCCCCCCCCCCAACCUUUGGGGAAUCAGGCAAUUCAGAUCGACUGACCCAGCGUUUGACCCCCCCACAACCCCUUGUUUUCUGUCCAUGCUUCAAGGCUUCGCAGCCAAACCCGUACCACUCCUAACGAUCAACGGGUCGCACGAGCUGGUGGAGAGUGGUACUAA
Messenger RNA from Microbotryum saponariae, 1908 nucleotides. Lineage: Eukaryota; Fungi; Basidiomycota; Microbotryomycetes; Microbotryales; Microbotryaceae. The record is from the annotation of a GenBank genome assembly.